ACAGGGCCCCUCCUUUGCUCUCCCAGACACACGCCUUAAGCAUCAUUUCUACAUCAUUAACUUGGAUCUGAAAGUAAAAUGAUGGUCAAACAGCCCACGGCAACCCAAGGCAUUUAAAGCAGAAUUCAGACAAACUUAUGAAAAGUUCUUUGUAUGAAGACACUGUAGCACUUAACUGAAGUCUGAAGAAUAGAACUCAGUGCUAACUGUAUAAUUGUGGUGCAGAACUUGGAAUGGGAACUCAAAAGGUUGUAAGCUUAAUAGCUUGUUCUGAUAGGGGGAGAAUUGGUGUAGCGCUAAAAACAUUGAUAGGUGUGCUGGCAUUGCUUACUGUACUCAAUGCAUGUGGAACCAUCUUUGUUCUUCUACAAUGGAGAGAUCUUAACUCUAGAAUUAAGGAGCUGGAAGCAUAUCAGACACCGUCUCAAGAGGAUCUGGUGACUUCACACCUGAUUAAACUCAUCUCAGAGCUUAAAGAGGACACAACAGAAGAAAGUGGUCCACAGAUUUACAGGAACAAGAGAAGCCAACAUCACAAACUACCAGAAACCUAUGUCAGAGCAGAAAAUGAAGACAUGCUUAUGAUGAUGACCUAUUCCAUGGUUCCGGUUCGGCUUAUGCUAGAUUUAUGCAACAGCACAAAAGGGAUCUGUUUAACAGGGCCUCCUGGGCCUCAAGGACCGCCUGGGCUUGAUGGAUUCCCAGGCUACAAUGGCUCUGAUGGAUUUCCAGGUUUACCAGGAAAAAAAGGGGAACCAGGAGAAAAUGGAAGAAGAGGAAAAAUGGGUGAACCUGGUCCAAAGGGAGACACAGGUGAAAUUGGACCUCCCGGGAAUGAUGGCAUGGAAGGGAAAAUGGGAGAAAAAGGGGACAAAGGAGAUGCAUCUAAUGACAUAUUUCUUGAAGGCGUGAAGGGAGAUACAGGACCUCCUGGCCCUCCGGGACCUCCUGGACCACCAGGCCCUGAGGGUCCUCCGGGCAGAAGAAAGGGAAAGGGAAAGGAAAAAUCAAAGCAAAUUGGACAAGAAUUCAACAGCAAAUGCAUUGGAGAGUCAUGUGCUGUACCUAAUGAUGAUACCAUGGUGGGGAAAUCAAACGAGACAAAUAAUGGACAAACCACAAAGCAAGGAGAUUGCAUUAUAAAAUCAAUUGAAAGUCCUACUCAUAUUGGCAAAGUCAAAGAUACUUUUGGAGCAUGGAUGAUGGAAUCUUCAAACCGAAGUGAUGACCGAAUUUGGAUUGCUGGGCAUUUCUCAGGUCUGAUAGUAAAGCAAUAUGAAAAUCUAACAGAGCUUCUGAAUGAUAACUUCAAGCCCAUCAAGCUACGUUGGUUUUACCAUGGAUGUGGACAUUUGGUGUACAACAAAUCACUUUAUUACCAUAAAGGAGGAUCAGACAAAAUUGUAAGAUACGAACUUGAAACUGAAUCAUUUCAAACGCUGAGCAUCCAAAAUGCAGACUAUCACAAUCGCAGUUACCUGUUCUCAAAUUCCAAGUCCUACUUUCACAUCGCAGCUGACGAAAAAGACCUGUGGAUCAUCUACUCUUCUGAUAUAGAUAAAACCAUCAUGGUGGCACAUCUGGAUGAAAAAACCUUCUCCAUCACACAGCACAUCAACACUACGUACCCAAAGACCAAGGCAGGCAAUGCAUUUAUUGCUUGUGGAAUUCUUUACGUUACGGAUACCAAGGAUCUGAGGGUGACAUUUGCCUUUAAUCUCUUAAAGGGAAAGCAGGUUGAAACUAGUUUUGACUUGAGGUCAUCAACAUCAGUUUUGUCAAUGCUUUCAUAUAAUCCUAAAGAUCAACAUUUGUACACAUGGGAAGAUGGAUAUUUAUUGCUUUACCCUGUACAUUUUGCAUCCAGAGCAUAACUGUCUGUUUCACAUGACAAUUUCUGAAAUGCAAAACUGUUAUUUAUUUGAUGAGAAAGAUAAACCAUAUUAUAUGCUAUGCCUGGUAGAUUUGUAUGCAAUGUAAGGGACUUGAUUUUAAUAAAGAACUACUGACAAAAAUA
This is a messenger RNA of Xenopus tropicalis (tropical clawed frog), 2017 nucleotides long. RefSeq names its product gliomedin (gene gldn). Lineage: Eukaryota; Metazoa; Chordata; Amphibia; Anura; Pipidae. The transcript is spliced from 10 exons. The record is from RefSeq and is a predicted model, not a curated record. Bases 234 to 1874 code for a protein of 546 amino acids. Gene Ontology annotation, cellular component: extracellular region.